Molecule: messenger RNA, 5612 nt
Organism: Poecilia reticulata (guppy)
Lineage: Eukaryota; Metazoa; Chordata; Actinopteri; Cyprinodontiformes; Poeciliidae
Source: RefSeq, a predicted model, not a curated record
AUACAAACAAAAGAAAGAAAACGCAAUUGUUAGUCACAAUAUGGGAUGCUGUAGAACACAUCAGGAGGGUAAGAGCGGGCAUAAGGAGGGAGGGUGAGACAGAAGCAGCCUGAGAUCUCCGGCUCAGGUACCUGUUAGAGCGCAGGAUGGUCGAGUCAUCAGAUUAAAGGUGUCAGGGUUUGUUAAUCUGUGAGGGAGGAACAGGCUGCGCCGCUUGCGCAAGUCGCUCCAUUCAUCGGCGGCAGCGGCGGCGGCGGGGAAGCGAAGCAGAUUGGAUACUGACGCACAUCGGGGAAUUUCCCCUUCUUUUUCUCUCCCCUUUACAAUGGAUACCUGCAGGGUACGAACCUGGCUGUUCCUGCUCCUGCUGUGGCAGGAGGGCUGUUUGCCAUCCCAGUUCCCCACACAGCUCAUGAUUAAGGAAUGGGUUGAUCAAAUGCAGAAAGAGCUCGUCACCUUGGCAGACACAGCCACAGCAGGGCAGAGCCUCACUCAGAUUUUUCUGAAAAAUCAGCAUCUCUAUACUGUAGAGCAAAAUGACGCAGAAGAGCUGGUGGCCAGAGCGGCCAGGAACAUAGAACAGCUGCUGCGGAAGAGGUCUGCUGCCUUGGAGAAACUGGCCACAGCUGCAGAGGUGUUCCAGAAGGAACAUGCGUGGAAAGACGAGUUUGAGGAUGAUGAAAUUGCCUACUACAAUUCAAAGGACAACCUGGAUGCAAAUGAGACAGAGGGGAGAAAAUUCAGGAUUCGACCAGACUUUAAAGAGGACCCUUCAUUCAAACGGUUGACUGAUCACAACCAUACAGCUGUCCACAUUCCCACUGACAUCUAUGAUGGCUCAACCAUCGUGCUGAAUGAGCUGAACUGGACAGAGGCAUUGGAGGAUGUCUUUAAAAAGAACAGAGAAGAUGACCCAACACUUCUUUGGCAGGUGUUUGGCAGUGCUACAGGCCUGGCUCGCUACUACCCUGCCUCUCCGUGGAUGGAUGCUCGCAAAACUCCCAGCAAAAUUGAUCUGUAUGAUGUCCGCAGGAGGCCAUGGUACAUUCAAGGGGCUGCCUCACCCAAAGAUAUGCUAAUCCUUGUGGAUGCGAGUGGUAGUGUCUCAGGUCUGACUCUGAAACUAAUCAGAACCUCUGUCAGUGAGAUGCUAGAGACAUUGUCUGAUGAUGAUUACGUCAAUGUUGUUUAUUUUAACACUAGGGUGAAGAACACAGCCUGCUUCGACCAUCUGGUUCAGGCCAACGUGAGGAACAAGAAGCUGCUGAAAGAUGCUGUGCAGAACAUCACAGCCAAAGGGAUUACAAAUUACACUAAAGGCUUCGAGUUUGCGUUUGAACAGCUUUAUUCGACUAAUGUGAGCAGAGCAAACUGCAACAAGAUCAUCAUGCUGUUUACUGAUGGAGGAGAGGAACGAGCUCAGUCCAUACUGGAAAAAUACAACGCGGACAAAAAGGUCAGAAUCUUCACCUUUUCAGUUGGACAACACAACUAUGAUAAAGGACCCAUCCAGUGGAUGGCUUGCUCCAACAAAGGUUACUUUUACGAGAUUCCUUCCAUUGGAGCCAUCAGAAUAAACACACAGGAAUAUCUAGAUGUCUUGGGAAGGCCCAUGGUUCUAGCAGACAAACAGGCCAAACAAGUCCAGUGGACUAAUGUCUAUCUUGAUGCUCUGGAACUAGGUCUGGUCAUUACUGGAACACUGCCUGUUUUCAACAGAACAAAGACUGUUGAUGACAGGAACGGAGAGCAUCAAAAUCAGUUGAUUUUGGGCGUAAUGGCGAUUGAUGUAUCUCUCAACGACAUCAAGAAACUCACACCACGCUUCACAAUUGGUCCUAAUGGAUACUACUUUGCUAUUGAUCCCAACGGAUAUGUUCUUCUGCAUCCCAAUCUCCAGCCAAAGAAAAGGAUUCGUAACAGGAAGCUCAGAGUCAAUAAUAAGUAUGCUGUAACAUUUCAUGAGGAGCCUGUGACCUUGGACUUUCUUGAUGCUGAGCUGGAAAAUGACAUAAAAGUGGAGAUAAGAAGAAUGAUGAUUGAUGGAGAAAUAGGAGAAAGUACUAUUGAUACGUUGGUUAAAACUCAAGAUGAGCGAUAUAUAGACAGAGGGGUAAGAACCUACACAUGGGCUCCAGUCAAUGGAACAGACUACAGCCUGGCCCUUGUUUUACCUAAAUACAGUGAAAACUUCAUUCAAGCUAAACUUGGGGACGAUAUAAAACAAGCCAUCUCUUCACCUUGGGGGGAAGAAGCCAUGGAGACUAUUCAGCUGGAUAGGUUUGACGAGUUUGGCUAUACUUACAUUGCUCCAAGGGAAUACUGCAAAGAGGUGAAGCUGUCUCUCAACAAUACCCAGUUUCUUCUCGACUUCAACCAGUACAUUGACAGAAGUACUGCAGAUGCAUGCAACGAGUCCCUGGUGAAACGACUCAUCCUGGAUGCAGGCCUGACAGCUGAGCUGGUUAAAGUUUGGAAAGAGCAGUCAGUAGAUGGAACAGUAGCAAGGUUUGUUGCAACAGAUGGAGGAAUCACUAGAGUUUAUCCGAGAAGUGCUGGAGAAGAAUGGACAGAGAAUCCUGAGACAUAUGAUUCCAGCUUCUACAAGAGGACUUUGGAUAAUGAAAUAUAUAUAUUCACAGCUCCAUCUUUUAACACAGAGGUCAGGGAGCCUGUGUCUGAAUCGGGUAUCCUGGUGAGCAAAGCAAUAGACCUCGUCAUCGAUAAAGUCAUGCUCAAACCAGCAGUGGUGGGAGUAAAACUCAAUGUAUCAUUCUGGAUGAACAGUUUUAUCAAUGCAACACUGAAACUUAAUUGCAAAGAUGAGAUUUGUGGCUGUCUCAGGAAUGACAAGCAUGUGGAUUGUGUAAUAUUGGAUGAUGGAGGAUUUCUGCUCAUGUCUAAUCAAGAAGAAUAUAUUUCUUUGAUUGGUCAGUUCUUUGGCGAGGUUGAUCCGGUGCUGAUGAUAAACUUAGUCAACACAUCCCUUUACUCCUUCAACAAGACAUAUGACUAUCAGUCUGUGUGUGACCCAGAGAAGGACAACAAGGCAGCAGCAGGACCUCGCUCCAUAUAUGUGCCUACUAUUGCAGACUUCCUCAGUAUAGGCUGGUGGGCUUCCAAUGCUGCUUGGUCAAUACUUCAACAGCUUUUCUUCAGUCUUUUGUUCCCUAACCUUUUAGAAGCAGUGGAGUCAGCAGAUGAUGACAUACCAGAUGCCAUGUUCAAAGAAAGCUGCAUCACAGAGCAGACUCAGUACUUUUUUGACAAUGAUGAAAGAUCAUACUCAGGGGUCCUAGACUGUGGAAACUGCUCCAGGAUGUAUCGUGCUGAGAAGCUUCCCAACACAAACUUGGUGUUUCUGAUCACUGAUGCCAAGGCAACAUGUUUAUCAUGUGACCCCCGGCCGCUUCGUCAAGCCGAGCAACCCUCUGAAGGACCAAAUCCUUGUGAGCUGGCUCAGAGCCCCAGAUACCGCAAAGGGCCUGAUGUGUGCUUUGACAACAAUGAAAAUGAUGAGCCGCUGUGUCCAGUCAGUCGGGGUUCCACUCUCAUCUCUACACCUCUUCUGUUGUUUCUGUUUCUGACUUCAGGGAGGAUGAUUCUGAUUGUGGAGGAGGGAACCACCUAAGUCCAAGUCUCUGGUCGAUGCUUGGCCUCCAAUUGCUGUUCUGGCUCACCAAAUUUUUACUACAGUCAUGACCCCUACACACACUCAAACGCUCACUCAUGCACAGAUGAUCAUCACAUUGCACGGGAGGCCAGAAGACAUUCCACUUGCGCCAUACAGGAUGUWUGUAGAAACAUGUGCAACAUUAAAAAAAAAAAAAAAGUCUCAGCAUUUCCAUUUUCCUAUGCCAAAGGGUGCUCAUCCAUUUCCUCCUCAUCAUUUUWAAAAGUGGAAACGUACUGAGAUCAGCUACAAUCAUUUCUAUCAUCUACAACUUAACCUUCUCUAUGGUGCAAAUGUAAGAGCUAACCAAACCCUUUAAUUCUGCCUCAUUUUUUUUAAUUAGUAUUAUUAUUUAUAAAGUAAAGAUGGAAGAUGUAUUCCACUAUGCCAACUGGAAAUCACACAAAGACUAUACGUUCACUGACAGCGUUGAUUUGUGAAGUUGUCAGCGUUGUUUUUUGCAUAUGGGGCAAUAUGCUGUAGAGAUGUUUUUCAACCAGUGCAAAUAUCAUAAUCAUAAUUUUUUUUCAUUUAAAAUUAUAUAUUUAUUUAUUUUCCUCUUUAUUGAUUUUGUUUGUAAAAUCAACUAGCAUUCAGUGACUUGCUAGGUGUUUCRUUGUCGUAGCAUGUGCUCAGUAGAGAGCUUAARAUUACAUCAUCACUUUGACACCAAAGCUCCUAAACAGUACCAAGGACCACAACUUUCCCAGAGAAUGUGCACGCUAUUUUUUCUUCUUUGUAAACAACAUUCCUUGCUUAUAGGAGUACAGUACAUCUGUAUUUCAGCUACAGCAUUAGGUGUGUCGGCCUGCACUCUGUGCAGAGUCUUUUAGGCAAAUGACAACUUCAAACCUGGUUGUGCUYGGAUUAGCAGUUUGGUUGUCUUCGGUUUGAUGCAUUGAAUUCCCAGUGCCUACAUAGUAGCUCUAAACAUUCUGAUAUAUGAAUGAAGCAGUGCACCAGAGUUGUAUUCUUACCAUGUAUGCCUCUAGGCUAAUGCUUAUUUCACUAUAGCAGGGACGUCAACCCUGGCAGUGAUCAUUUACGAAACGGGCCAAAUCCACUGCUGUYGCUCUAAUUCUUGAGAUCGACACCACAACCUCAAUAAACCACUCGUUUCGAUUUUGGUGGGGGGAAGGGAGAACCAAACCCAAUGCAGGCCAUGUCCAUGUGGCCCAGCAUCACUCUCUCCCCUUUAUAGCCCUGUUUCCGUUCCCUUUCUGGAUCAAAAGACUCAGGAGCCAAGAUGACUUGUGAAUGAGCUCAGCAUAUCAAAGACUGUUUUAUUUGUUUCAUUCCUCUUGCCGUCACCUCCCUAUGCUUGUUUCCUUUUUUGUGUUGCUCUUAAAGUGCUGUGAAGAAAGGCGCUAAAGGUCUGGCGUCAAAAUGCUGCAUUGUGAUGGGAUGAGCUUGUCCGUGUUUGAACGCUGUAUUUGCCUGUGAUCAGCAUCGGGGCCUGCUGGAGAGAAACGUUCUGAAUACACUACUACUACCACCAGUGGUAAUGUUGCAUUGCCUUACUUUGUCAAUAGUUACAAAGACCACAUGUGGGGUUUGGAUCUGUUUAUUUACGAGCUAUUUUACUGAUAGCUGCUAAAUUCUCUCUACCUUGCCUUCAUGGUGACAUCCUGCUGUUGAGUGAUCAGGUUAUGCUGUCUUAUCAAAGUUGCGUGUUGACUUGUGUUUUAUCCCAGGGGUCCCGUGUCAAUGUGCAGGCAUGUGCGUGUCCCUCUGAUUUCUGAUUGUGCUUUAAUACCAUAUAUGAAAAUACUCUUUUGUGGAACUUCACUAGCCUGAAUAAGUUUUGUAUACAUUUGUACACUAAAACUAUUUACUGUAUAAAAGAAGAAAAAAAAUAAUGUAAAAGAAAAAUGUUUAUAAUAUGGUGUUGAUUAUUGUGCAAAUAUAUAUUCACAAUAAAAGUGUUGUAUUGUUAUGA